This is a messenger RNA of Lobosporangium transversale, 752 nucleotides long. RefSeq lists its product as hypothetical. The transcript has 3 exons. The record is from RefSeq and is a predicted model, not a curated record. NCBI's taxonomy places the organism in Eukaryota, Fungi, Mortierellomycota, Mortierellomycetes, Mortierellales, Mortierellaceae. Bases 249 to 752 code for a protein of 167 amino acids.
UAAACGCAUGCAUCUCCUUGCCUUUGUGCAACUAAAAUUGUUGCACAUUUACUUCAUUUCCUCAAUGCGCGCUGUAUAAGGGUCAAUUGUUUUUGUGAUUUCAGCUCGAUUCCUUCCUCCUCUUUUUAAUUCAGGGUUAAAGAAGAAUGUCCUUUUGGUACAUGAAUGAAGUGAAUGAAGAAUAAUUCGUGAGAUCAUGCUUGUGUUUCCGGCCUGCGCAGGAAUGUUUACAUGCAUGGAAACAUUGAAUGCCUUGCACAUGUGACAAGAGGGAUCAUCUCUUGGCACGGAGCAAUGGUUGGUAUACCUCACUACUUUAUCGGUGCAACUCGAACUUCAGCUACUUAUUGACGCCACCCUUGAAAACUGAAUGGCCAUUCUCAUCCAUCAACACCCAGCAUUUGGAGAAAACGUAUGAAUGUACGAAAAGCAAAACAUUUGAUACACGCGAUACACCUUCACACCUCAAUCUUAGCAAAGCGCUUGAAAAUAAAGGUCGACAGUAUGCUAUGCUAUUCGCUAGAUCACCAGGGUAUCAAAUAGGCCAGUAUUUAUCAUUACCGCUUGCCCUCAAUGAAGCAUUGCAGCAGCAGCUCCGGAACAAAGGAAUGGUUCGUGGUACAGUCUCUUCGCAAUACAGAGACAUUUUAUUUGCUCUUCUCCUCCAUAGGGCCAUUCAAAAGCAACGAGGCUCAAUAAAUAAUCAACAACUACAAGAUUAUGUACUUGUUUUGAUAAGUGCGCCUUAUUGA